UUUCAGCCAAUCAGAACAUUGUUUUUCUCGCUCGUAUGUAAAGCUUCAGAUAAAUGGCGAACGGAAGGGCAAACUGUAAACAAAUGUAACACAACUGGAUGUUAUUUUAAAAAAGCGUUUUGUGUUUUCUUUGUAAAACAACACGGUAUUACGAACGCCGUGUUAAAAUACAAUCGGAAGCGUCUGAUAUGGAGUCCUCGCGCAUAUAACUAACUCAACGAUAGGGAGCUAUCUAACUUAGGCCUGCUGAAAUUUGCGCAGACAGGGAAUAUGGCAGGUCUGUAACGUGAUUCGGGCUGAAGAGAGAGAGAUCCUUACAGUUCGUACUAUUAUUACUCGAUUUGAAUGAUUUGUCUAAAAUAGCUGUACCCAAACGGCAACAUGAGCACAGACUCGGACAGCAGCAGGCCGUCCGAAAUUAACCAGAGGAAAAGAAGCGCAAGUCCAAGUGGAGCGUGCGAGCCCGCGCUGCCCAAGCACGCGAAAGUAACUGAAGAGGAACCGAGUAACAAAUCUCUUGAAGAUGCUAAACUCGGGAGAGUUGGCAAUGGCGAGCCAGAGCUUCCUAAAGGCGCUUCAUCGAGCACCGAUGAUAUCGAUAAGACAGACACAGGAAAGCGCGCGAGACCACCUGGCGCGGAUGCUGGAGAUGCUGGGUAUCAACAGCCGUCCGACUCCGCAGCUAUCGCCGCGGCCGAAGCGCUUGCCAGUCUGACCCGUGGAGAUCAAGAUGGCAAAGAAAUGCCUUGUUCUUCCAAACAAGGGAGCCGUGAGAAAUCCAAAGAUAAGUCAAAUCGUCCUGGUAGUUCCAAGGGAGCUGAGAGAGGGUCGCGGAUGACGGAGGCAGCCGCUGCGGACAGUUCUUCAUCACUGCUGCUCUGCGAGGACGCAGAAGAUCCAGAGCAGACGGCGUUUAUGGAUGAUGAUGGGGAGGAGGAGGAUGACAAUUCCCUUACUGGAUCUUCCUCCACAGCCAGUUCAUCGAUCGUCUCAGAUAAUGAGGAUAACGAGGACGGAGAGUGUGCUAUAGUUUCGGUGAAGAUGGCCCCGGAGGUGCGGCAGUCUGUUGCGUUGCUCGCACAGGUGCAGAUGCGCCUGGAUGCACUUGAAAAGAAAAACGCGCGUCUGCAUCAGCGCCUGGAGAUGAAAAUGAGCCGCCAGCGACGCCCUCACCUGGACCAACGAAGCGCCAUCACACAGGCUAUCCCUGGCUUCUGGGUCACUGCUCUUUUGAAUCAUCCACAUCUGUCAGCGCACAUUGAUGAGACUGAUGAAGAUGCUCUUAGCUACAUGACUAAUUUAGAGGUAGAGUGUUUCAAGAACAACAAACUUGGGUACCGGAUUGGCUUCCAUUUCAGACGGAAUCCAUUCUUUCAGAACAAAGUAAUAGUGAAAGAACUGCAUCUAGGAAGGGGAGGAUCUCCGGUGUCCUUCUCAAACCCGAUUUUGUGGCACAGAGGCCAGAGUCUAGUGGAAAGUGGAGAACCACAUAAGACGUCGCAGGGAGUCUACCAGAGUUUCUUUCACUGGUUCAAUGACCACAGCAACCCAGGGAGGGAUGACAUAGCACAGAUACUGAAAGAGGACCUCUACAAAAACCCUUUGCGGUAUUAUCUGACUCCGCUCUGGGAGCCACGACAGAAUGGCAGUGCUCCCAAACCUCAGAGCAGGAAUAAUGUUGAUGAGUGUGUGAUCAUCUCCGACUCGGAUGAAGAGCAGGAGCAGAAUGAUCAAAACCUGAACCAAGAGCAAGAAGAAGAACAGGAUGUUGAUGAUCAAGUUGGAGGUUCGGAAGAGAAUGACAGGGAUGAGGGGGAAUCCUCCUGUGAGGAGAGAGAGGAAUUAGAUGAGUCACGUGAUUCUGGUGGCUGUGAGGUCAGAGAGCAAGAACAGGAAGAGGGAGAUAUUGAUGUAGAUGAAGGGGAUGGUGAGGAGGAGAGUUAGGAGUUCACCGUUUCUUUAUAUGCAUUAUUUUAUUGAUGCUUUUUCUAGGUAAAUUUAAACUAUAUCACUUAAAAUUACUGGUUGGCUGUGCUUAUUAAUCAGGAUUUAGUCGGUACCCAAGUUUAAUUUUUAUUAUAAAAAAGAAUACACAGGUUUAAUUUGUACACACCUCCACUCCAAAAAGCAUCUUUUAUAGUUUCCUUGAGAUUUCAGCAUUUCAUUGUGCAUUUACAACUUUGCAUUGUUUUAUGGAAUUUAAAUAAUUUAUAAAAAUUAGUACUGUACCAUCAUUUGUGUCAUGAGUAAAAAGUUGAGGGUUCUCACACCAGAAGACGUUGCGGUACCAUAACCAGUAACAAAAAAGGCCUAGUAUGUUAUCCAAUUGCUCCAGUACUAAUUAUGUUAACUAAUUCCUGAAACUACUUGUAUUAAACUCCACCAUCACUUGUUAUUUCAUAAUAGUUACGAACUGUAGAAUGCAGUGUUGCCUUUUAAAGUAAUGAAAAAAAAAACGUUCUUGAAUGCACUUCAUUUUGAACCUAAUCUAGACAUCUCAGGGAUAUUUACUCUGUUAUGCUCCAUUUAUAGAUGUAUUUCUCUUUACAAGUUUAUUUCAUUCAAGUUUGUUCAUGAUUACUUUUGGUUUUAAUCAUUAAUUUGAUAGUGUCUUAUUACAUUAUGAAUGUCUAUUGUGGAUUAAUGCUCACUGUCACAUGAUGAUCGAUUCUUUUGUCAUGUAUAGGAAUUUAAUUAAAGUUGUCUAAGCGGAGAUAUGUAGACUGUCAACACACGCACAUGACCAUUUAUGAACUGUUAAGAAUUAUCAUUGUAUUUUGAUUUAAAUGAGCAAAUUUGAAGAUGCUAUGUAGCUUUAAGGCCAUGCUUUUUUUUGUUUGACUGCAUGGUGUAUACACUCAAUAUUCAUUAGGAUUUGUUGUGAAAUUAUUGUUUAUACAUGUUUCUUUGACUUUCCAUUUCUUUAUUGUAUUUUUUGUGUGCUUGUACUCAUUUGCAAUAAUAUUUCACUUCAAAACUGGCCAUGUCAAUUACAACAAAUUAUUGUAUUUUUUUUUUGUAAGGAAAUAAUGAUUUUAAAGCAGAAUAUUUAGUAUUGCUUUUAGAGCUUUGCUUUAUUUAAAAUAAAUUGGUUUAAUAGAUAAGCUGUACUCAUAUAUUGUAAUGUACUGAAUUCAACUUUUCCCCUUGGCCAGUGGUUUGUACAUAAUCCUUGUCCCUUUUAAAAGGGGUUAUAAUUUGUAAUCGAGUUACUGAUGUAAACUUGACCUACAAAUUCAAAAAGAAAAGCUAUAUUUUGUGUGCAAAAUUUUAUAGAUGACUAAAUUUUUUUAAUCUGCGUUUGUUUUUGUUUUCAACAUUAAAUAAAGUUGUGUUACUGUU
Misgurnus anguillicaudatus (oriental weatherfish) is the source of this 3342-nucleotide messenger RNA. RefSeq names its product testis specific protein Y-linked (gene tspy). NCBI's taxonomy places the organism in Eukaryota, Metazoa, Chordata, Actinopteri, Cypriniformes, Cobitidae. Gene Ontology annotation, cellular component: nucleus. The record is from RefSeq and is a predicted model, not a curated record. Gene Ontology annotation, biological process: nucleosome assembly.